Molecule: messenger RNA, 4175 nt
Organism: Motacilla alba alba
Lineage: Eukaryota; Metazoa; Chordata; Aves; Passeriformes; Motacillidae
Gene: SLC35F2
Product: solute carrier family 35 member F2
Exons: 8
Coding region: 28-1224 (398 amino acids)
Biological process (GO): transmembrane transport
Cellular component (GO): membrane
Molecular function (GO): transmembrane transporter activity
Source: RefSeq, a predicted model, not a curated record
CGGGCGCGGGGCCGGGGCGGCCGCGCCAUGGAGGAGGCGGCCGCUGCUGUCGGGGCACCGACACCCGCGGCUGCUGCUGCUGCUGCUGAUGCUGCUGGGGCCGAGCCAUCGCCCGGGGCCGCCGCCUCCUCUCCGCGCCGGCUGCUGGCGCUGCUCGGGGCCAAGCUCUGCACCUGGCAUAUUUGGAAAACUAUAUUUCUGGGCCAGAUGCUCUCCUUGUUUAUCUGUGGGACUGCUGUUACAAGCCAGUACCUGGCAGACAAAUACCAAGUGAAUACUCCAAUGUUGCAAAGUUUCAUCAACUAUUUUUUGCUGCUUCUAGUUUAUACAACAAUGCUGGUAUUUAGGACUGGCAGUGACAGUCUCUGUCAGGUCUUGAAACAGAGGUGGUGGAAGUACAUUAUUGUGGGACUGGCUGAUGUUGAAGCCAAUUACACGAUUGUAAAAGCCUACCAAUAUACAACCCUCACAAGUGUGCAGCUCCUGGACUGUUUUGGGAUUCCUGUGCUGAUGGCUUUGUCCUGGUUCCUUCUCCGAGCAAGAUACAGGCUGAUACAUUUUGUUGCUGUUGCCAUCUGUUUGCUGGGUGUGGGAACAAUGGUGGGUGCAGACAUUUUGUCAGGGAGGGAGGAAGGUGAAGGUAGUGACGUGGUGAUUGGAGAUGUCUUAGUGCUUCUUGCUGCUUCUUUGUAUGCCAUUUCUAAUGUGGGUGAGGAAUACAUUGUGAAAAAUCUGAGCAGAGUGGAGUUUCUAGGAAUGGUGGGCUUGUUUGGGACUAUUAUCAGCGGUCUACAGCUAGCCAUUGUGGAACAUAAGGAGAUAAUGAAAAUUCAGUGGAACUGGAAAAUUGCACUACUGUUCACAGCCUUUGCCGUGUGCAUGUUUGGGCUGUACAGCUUCAUGCCAGUUGUGAUUAAAGUUACCAGCGCAACCUCCGUCAACCUGGGGAUUCUGACUUCAGAUCUCUACAGUCUCUUCCUUGGGCUUUACCUGUUUCAUUACAAGUUUUCAGGUCUUUACAUCGUGUCCUUUGCUAUCAUCAUGGUGGGCUUCACCUUGUACUGCUCGGCUCCUACUCACCCAGCAGAGCCCACGGCCGUGCUGCAGCCCGCCAGCGCCGGCCUGGACAACGUGGCGCUAAAGCUGGAGGAGAACGAUGGCGAAACCCCCGCUGUCGCUGUGCAGUUCACCAGAGGAGAAACUGUGGUGCUCAGCACUGAGUAAAGAAAUGGCAGCACUUCAAAACAGAGAUUUUUUUUUUUAAUUGCCAAAUUUCCCUCAAAUAUUAAUCCAGAGAACUGCCCUACUGCCAAGGCACAUGUCAUACUGUGCUGGGUUUAAUGCACUUGAUGGACUUUUAAGGCCAGAUCCUCAAUCAGUGAAACUGUAUUGAUUUGCCCUUGCAGAAAAUCUGGCCUUUAGAUGAAGACAGAUUAGUAUUUAUGUGGAGUCUCUGGAAAGUGAGAGACUGUUAUUUUUAAGUGCUUAAUUAACUUAACAACAAAUGCUUGGGGAAAAAAACUAAGCCAAAGCAAGCUCCCAGGUCACUUAAUGGGGAGCAAAUAUAUUUUAUAUUUCAUUAGGGACCUAAAUCUGCAUGAUGCUGUCUGAGGGCUUCAUGAUUUCCACCCCUCGGUGCAGGGUGCCCUCAGACAGCAUCUUGCAAAAGCUGCUCAGCUUCUCACAGGACCUGGUUCAGCAAGCCACAGUACAUUCACACACCUUCUACGUGCCAGUGGACUUCAUUCCUCCACGGAAGGAUUUGCUGCCUACAUUCCACCCGAAUGUUCAUCUCUUCAUAUUGCUGCACUCCCUGUCGCUGCUGGGGCUGCAGCGUGUAUUUUAUUUUGAAUUUUGCUAGUAUGGGAAGUUUGAAUAUGUGUUUUUAUAAUUCCUCUUGUUUCUCUCUGUGGCCUUUUGUUUUGGUGCAUUUCUAUUACCUGUGGGGGAGGCAAAGGCAGGCUCUUCCUCUCUUCAGUAGAACUGAAAGUGGGGUUUUUUUCUGGAUGAGGUUUCAACGGAAGUUCGCUUCUCAGUGAAUUUCUCCCUGAAAUGGGACACAUUUCUGCUGAAAGAGUUGUAAUAAAAUCGGCAUUUCUUCAAAAAAUUGAAUCAUCUAGGCCAGCUCUCAUGGCAACAAUAAUGACAUAAUAUCCAAAAGGUUAGGUGCUUCCAGUAGAUACACUAGCAAUUUUCAUACCCUUCUUUAUAUUUACAAUAAAUGAUGAAAAAAUACAAGGCUGCAGUUUUAUGAUCGGUAAAACCAUACUGGGGUUUUAUUUUAUUUUAUAUUUUGUACAAGCCUUAAGAGCUCAGGUGUAUUAAGUAAAAAAAGAAUAAAGUGUUCAGCAGCUGGACAGUUGGUCUUGGCUUGCUUAUUUUUUAAGCUAGGAUGUCUUUACUACUCAAAAUUGUUUUCAUUAAUUUUGCCAACUAAAUAUACUGGCUAAACUUUGCUCUAGAAGAAAAUACAACAUUUUCUGAAGAUACUGGUGAUCAAAUGACACAGACUGGGUUUGUGUUUCUGGUGUAGUUUAUUCAAGCAAUAUUUUCCUGGAAAAAUCUUACCUGAUUGUUACUUACAAAAGGAAAACAAAGGUUCAACAGAUACUGCAGCAACAAUUGCUGCUUUUUCACUGUGCAGUUCAUGCACAGAAGUGUGAACAGGUGCUGAUGUUUUAUGGAAAGCAUUUGGGUCCUCUCCCAUGUAGAAUGCUUCUGAGGGGGGAUGGGAUUUAGUUUAUUUUCUAAAAGUAUGUGGUGGUAACAUCAGAACAUAGAGCAGUGUAACAUAAUGUAGAUUUUAUCCUACAGUGUGUGGGAGCGUGUAUUGGCUCAGGCUUUGGCCGUCUUCAGAACACAGGACCAUCUUGAGGUCGAGAGUGCUCAGGCAGCAGCUCAUCUUCUCAGCAUACAGACUACUGAAACCAAAAUUGUGUCAAGCAUGAGUGAGAUUCUAGGCACAGCCUGGAUUUUUUUUCUUCCAAGGCUUUUAAAAUCUGACUGUAACAAGAGGUUGGAAUCUGAUUCAAGUAAAUUGGGCCAGACAGGACUUCUGCAAGGAGAGGGGAGCAGUGUGGGGCAGCUUAGAUUCCCCAGCAUGGGCACUGAGACACCUUAGUGAUUUGACACUUAUAUUCUGAGUUGAAAACUUUAAAACUCUGUUUCACAGAUACAGACAGUGAUUGAAUUUCUUGUGCUGUCAUUUUACACCAUGCAAAAGAUUUCCUGGAAUAUUGUGGGAUAGCUGAGAUUCACGUGUGCUAAUGCCACCAAGAAGGUCUUUCAAGCUCUGUGGGGACAAGGUUGAUAUUUUUUGUCAAUCCUGUGAAUGACUCUGUGCUCUUGCCAUCCUCAUGAUGGCUCCCAUUUUAUCUCCUUAUCUGCUCCUGCUUGAUGCAGGCACCUCCUCUGGCACAUCCUGGGACGGUGGCCAACUACAUCCUGGUGGUCAUGCACACCUAGUGUCCUGCCUUUUAUCACCUUAAAUUGCUACCACAUCUCUGUGGAAUGGCUGGCUGGGUGGAGAGGAGGCAAAGUUGCCUUGCAGAAGAGGUCUGCAUGACAAACCAGCACCAUGGUGUGGUCCAAGCUCUGGGCACGUGAGGUACUUGAAGCCUGACCUUGAAGAGUCCUCAGCACAGGGUGCUGAUCCCUUGACCCUGCUUUGUGUGGGAGGGGGCCAGAUAUAUCAGUUGUCCUUGCUAUCUGUCCCAUGAAUCAGAAGGAAGUGGGUGCAGACUGUUGAAGAAAGAUGCAUUUGCUUCAGAGCACAAGUGACAAAUGUAUUGCUUGUGGGGAAACGAAUGUUUGGUUAAGCAAUCACGUAUGCCAGAUCCUCUGGUACCUCUGAGACAAGGUGCCUGGGUGAGUCUUGAACAUAAAUCUUUCUGGAAUAUUGGAAUAAGCUGGACCAAAAAAAAUAAAUCCAUCUGUCACUUGCAUUAAACACAAGAAUCCAAAUAAAAAUGUGUGACAUCCAGCCUUCCUUCAAGGUUUGGUUAUAAAACAGCAAAAGUUAUCUGGCAUCAAAAUGUCACGGUGUGUUGGGAAGGAAGAAAUUAGUGUGGCACUAAUUGAGUCCUAACAUCUCUAGAGCUUGAGGGAGAGGAUGGGCUUGUGGACAUCAGCUAUUUUAAGGUUUUUGACCUUUUCUAGGUCGCACAUACUCAGUU